AUGACGCGCAUUUACCUUCUAAUCUUCUGUUACAUUUCUAAUCCUGCACUAAGCGAACCGUCUUCGCAGACGCGAGCUUCUUUCCGUAGAGCUACGUGGCUGAUGCAGGACGAUAAGUUUACCAAGGAUGAAGUGAUGUCUCGAGUUAUCCAGCUGGAGAGCUACAAGUCAUACUUCCCGGUGAACAGUAGAGCAGAGAUGUACUAUAGAGCUCGACCGGGCAAGCUCAUUCAGUGUGUAAUUGCCGCGUCUGUCCACGGGCAAGGCCACGUGAGCGUCGUGGAGGGCGGCUACAGAACCAACAAGGUUCGGAUUAAUUACCCGAUGGAAAGCGGCAAAGCAGACGUCUUUUACGUUUUUAUACAGACCAUGAAGAAGGAAGCGAUGUUCGUUAAUGAGAACUCGAGAUUAGGCAUCGUUUACGGACUCAUGAGGAGUUGGACCCUCGCGGAGAUACAGGAUUACUUUCGCAACAAUUCCGAUAUUUUUCCAUCGUAA
Messenger RNA from Atta colombica, 498 nucleotides. RefSeq lists its product as uncharacterized. The record is from RefSeq and is a predicted model, not a curated record. The transcript has 2 exons. Lineage: Eukaryota; Metazoa; Arthropoda; Insecta; Hymenoptera; Formicidae. The coding region runs from base 1 to 498 and encodes 165 amino acids.